This is a messenger RNA of Parnassius apollo (apollo), 7116 nucleotides long. The record is from the annotation of a GenBank genome assembly. NCBI's taxonomy places the organism in Eukaryota, Metazoa, Arthropoda, Insecta, Lepidoptera, Papilionidae.
AUGAUGGACGAACACGACUUCUUUAGGCAGACAGUUCAACAUCUUGCCAGAUGUUUGUCCUGUUUGAACCCAACACCAUGGGAAAAGGUGAAUACAUUAUUUAUGUUGUGCCCACAAGUGAGCUCCUCCCUGUCUGUCACCUCACGCAGUCAAGAAGCAAUUAUUGCCUUGGGUUUAUAUUUUCUACAGAGUAGGCUGCAACAUCAUGAUAAAUUGCUCCCAUACUUUCUGAAAGUGUUGAAAUGCCUUUCCAAUGCGGAGUUUGAGGAACCCUUAUACAGAAUUAAGUCUGUUGAUCGUAUACCAAUGGCGGAAAAAUUUAGUUUCUGCCUUAACACAUUGCUUUCUGAUGUUGCCUCAAAACAGCCCUCACUACGCGAGGAGAUUAUCACAGCGCAGAUAGAGUUAAUGUCUAACCUAACAAAGAUCAUUAUCAGUUGUUAUGAAAGCAAAGAUUAUAAAGAUACAAUAUCGAAAUUACAACUCUGCAAAAGUACCAUACCAAUAUUGAUCGGCUUGGCGCGUUCUAUGGGGCGAUAUGCGACAGUUGAUCCUCCAUUACUUUGCCGCCUGUUUCCUCAGCCGCCAAGUCCAGUGAAAACCAAAGAACCUGAACCCACUUUCGAGUAUUCCACAUUGGACAAGAAGAGGAAGUUUAACCAGUUUCGUCCAAUUAUACCACGCUCCCUAUCAGGGAAUUUAAAUCCAAAUAAUGAGAAUAUGGAGAAUGGUACUGACGCAACCGACAGCUCAGGUGGUACACUGAAGAGAUCGUCUCUUCAUAGUUAUAGCUCCGUGCCAUAUGACCCUACGACGUAUUUCUUCCACAAGUUUGGAUCGAGUUUCAAUCAAUUUCCAUAUAUGCGGUUUUCUGAAUCUCCAGAAAAGAGAAUUAAUGUUCAAUUCUAUGUCACAUACCUGCAGUGUAUUUUGUCUUUGGCGAAGAAACUGCUGACCAAAGAUCUCUUGGCGUUUUUAGAUGAAGAGGCUGAAGAUAUUUACGCAUCGGCACAAAUUCAGGUGUUCCCGUACAAAUCUUUUUCAGAAACGCUUAAUUUGGUAAUGGUUACUUUGCUGCGGGAAAUAUUACAACAUCAAAAAGACCUACCAGGUCCAUUUACGAAAGAUGUUCAGGAGUUCGUGAAGUGUUUAUUCCUCAGUGGUCAGACCGAAUUGCAAAGUCGUCAUCACGACGCCUCUGAGAAGGAAGAUAGGGAGAGCAAUUUCGCUACAGUGAACAAGUUUAAAGUAAAUGUUAUGGCUAACUCGGCUUGCGUCGACUUGUUAGUUUGGGCUAUUGGUGAUGAAACAGGUGCCGACUCUUUAUGCGGACGCUUAACUGAGAAGAUUAACUCCAAUCAUAACCAUAAAUUGAUAUUAGCUCAUAUGCCGUUACUGAUGGUGUGUCUGGAAGGCCUUGGAAAGUUGGCGACAAAGUUCCCUUCGAUAGCAAACACCUCUAUAUAUUGUCUGAGGGACUUUCUGGUUACUCCUUCGCCCAUACUGUUUAAGUUACACAAACUGGAAAUGGAGAGAACGGGAAAGGAACAUAUGAAAGUCACGUUACAAGGCAAAGAAUUACAAGGCAUGACAUCUACCGGUGUUCCAGUAAAGUCUACGCCAUUCGAGAAGCUUCGAGACGCGGCGAUAGAAAACCUUUGUGUGGCUUUAGAGGCGGCGUUGACUAUGGACCCGUACUGUGUGCCAGCCCUCGUCGGUUCUGUUAGCAAUCGCCUGUUUACCGCUGAAACCAGUGACAGCGAAUCGUCUCUAAUAAGUACAAAUAUAGUAAUUAUGUUGGGUCACGUCGCUGUAGCGUUGAAAGAUACACCAAAGACGACAGACACUAUACUACAGUUCUUCCAACAAAGAUUAUGUCGAGCCCCGUCGUCUUUAGAUACGCUGAUUGUAGAUCAGUUAGGAUGUAUGGCUCUCGCAAGUCCCGAAGGAUCGGCGCAUGACGAGAUCAUGCGGAUGUUCACCGUUAUCACUGUAGAGGCAGCUAGUGCCGCUUAUCAUCACACUGAUGAUAGAAAGCAGUAUAGGCACGUAUCGGGCGCUGUGCUGAACGCGCUCGCGAACAUCGCGGCGAACGUUCGCGGCACGAGUGCUCGCCUGGAGCUGCUUACGCGGCUGUUGGAGCUGUUCGUGCAACUGGGGCUGGGCGGCGAGCGCGCCACCGACCGCUCGCCGGCGCCCGUGCUCAAGGCCUCCUCCAGCGCGGGCAACCUCGGCGUGCUCAUACCUGUCAUCGCGGUUCUUGUCAAAAGAUUACCUCCCAUAAAGAAUCCUAAACCAAGACUACACAAACUGUUCAAAGAUUUUUGGCUUUAUUGUGUAGUAAUGGGCUUUACAGCCGCUGAAUCAGACGUACUUAAACAUCUUGUUGUCUCUUCUUCUAUGGCCACGCCUGUAGCCAUUCGAAAGCGUUUAUGGCCACAGGAGUGGUAUGCGGGUGUGAAAGAGAUAGCUGUCAAGUCACCUUUCCUUGUCUCACAAACGUCAUUACGGUCUGAAAUGAGGGAGCUUCAGUAUACUUCAGCUGUAAGAAACGAUUCGGUAUCGCUCACAGAGUUGCAAGAGCUGAAGACACAGAUACUCAAUCUGCUGGAUCAUCCGCCAGAUGUCACUGUCAUUGUUAAUAAGUUAACAUUUGCCCCCUGUAUGUACUUGCUGAGCGUUUAUUGGUUGGAAACUUUGAGGGUGUGCAACUCUUCGGAGCCAAGCUUGCAGCCGAUUAUAGAGUAUUUAAGUGAUACAGCCCUUCAAAAAGACAAAAGCGGCAUGUGGCAAUGCGUGGCAAGCGUUGGCGAUAAAGUAUUCCAGAAGUUUCUGGACGUAAUGUCAGCCAAAGUGAAGGAUGAAUCGAGAGAGCGCGAGCUCGAGGGCCACGCUCAGUUUCUUCUAGUCAACUUCAAUCACAUCCACAAACAAAUCCGACGCGUUGCAGACAAAUGGCUGGCGGGAUUGGUCGAUCGAUUCCCGCAUCUGUUAUGGAAUUGUCGGGUACUAUGGUCAAUGUUGGACAUACUUCAAGUACUGAGUUUUAGCUUGGAGCUCGACGCUAACCAAGAAACGCCGCUUCUUAAAGUGCCUGGUACUGACUUCACCCUCCAGCUUCAGGAUACAUUGGAAGGACGAGAGGGCAUUGUAAAAGAUUUUGCGGAUCGCUGUCAUGGAAUAGUCCAAGAGGCAAUGAAGUGGGCGCCACAGUCCACUCGGUCACAUCUCCAAGAAUAUCUGAAUCAGGUGCCGAACUCGACGCUGUGGCACCACUGCGGGCUGGCGCUGGCGACGGGCGCGCUGCUGGGCGCGGCGGGACUCAACCGCAUGUCGGCGCCGCUGCCGCGCGCCGCGCUCGACAAGCGCCCGCCCUGCGUCACGCACGACUCGGCCGCGCUGCUCGCCGUCGUCUCGCAGCGCAGCCGCUUCGCCGGGGAGGUGACGGGUGCGGUGAACGCGGAGGGCGGGGGCGAGGCGGCCAUCUGGCGAGUGGGCGCGAAAUUGCACGCGGCGCUGCGGGAGGCGUGCGCGAGCGGGAGCGAGACGGCGCACCGCGCGGCGCUGUGGCGUGCGACCGCACUGCUCGUGCACGCGCGCCACCACACCACCGCGCACGUGCACACCGCACCCACUGCACGCGCGCUGCUGCACAGUGUCGGUGAGUACAAGCUGCACGCGGCGCUGCGCCGCGGGAGUGAGACGGCGCACCACGCGGCGCUGUGGCGCGCGACCGCACUCCUCGUGCACGCGCGCCACCACACCACCGCGCACGUGCACACCGCACCCACUGCACGCGCGCUGCUGCACAGUGUCGGUGAGUACAAGCUGCACGCGGCGCUGCGCCGCGGGAGUGAGACGGCGCUGCGGCGCGCGACCGCACUGCUCGUGCACGCGCGCCACCACACCACCGCGCACGUGCACACCGCGCCCACUGCACGCGCGCUGCUGCACAGUGUCGGUGAGUACAAGCUGCACGCGGCGCUGCGCCGCGGGAGUGAGACGGCGCUGCGGCGCGCGACCGCACUGCUCGUGCACGCGCGCCCCCACACCACCGCGCACGUGCACACCGCGCCCACUGCACGCGCGCUGCUGCACAGUGUCGGUAAGUACAAGCUGCACGCGGCGCUUCGCUGCGGGAGUGAGACGGCGCUGCGGCGCGCGACCGCACUGCUCGUGCACGCACGCCACCACACCACCGCGCACGUGCACACCGUGCCCACUGCACGCGCGCUGCUGCACAGUGUCGGUGAGUACAAGCUGCACGCGGCGCUGCGCCUCGGGAGUGAGGCGGCGUUGCGGCUCGCGACCGCACUGCUCGUGCACGCACGCCACCACACCACCGCGCACGUGCACACCGCGCCCACUGCACGCGCGCUGCUGCACAGUGUCGCCUGGUCUCAAGUGGAUAUAUUCACGGAGGAUGCGGUUACCACUGCCGUGGAAUGCUGGCAAUGGUUGACUACAGCGAGACCAGAUUUGGAACUGCGACUCCUGCAAGAGAUCUUCGCGGCUUGGCAAUGUACUGUCGACAGAAAAAUGGGAUUGUUCUCUAAGCAGCACGAGGAGACUAGUCCAUUAGCAGCAUAUGAAGGUUAUAAACUAGAGCCAAGGCCUCCGUUUGUGGCCCCUCACGCAGUUUGGGUUCGAUACCUGUGUGAAGUCGCUGACACCGCUAAAUACAACAGCUUGGAGAAGGUAGAAAUGCUGGCAAGCCUACUACACCGAUCAUUGCCGAUUACUGUUGGAGAUGUUAGGGAUCACAUCAACAGACAUGUUGAUGCAGCUGGCGUCCGAUUUAAGCUGUUAUCCUGCGGUCUCUCCCUGCUGCAAGGCGACAUACUGCCACGUUCACUGGCGCGCAACAUACUCCGCGAGCGCGUGUACAGCGUGUGCUUGGAUUACUUCUGCAGAGGGCUGCAGUGUCCUUCCAAAAGCGCCGGUGCCUUGAGGGAGGAUAUCAUGUCAUUGAUCAAAUUCUGGCAGCUGAUGCAUUCAGAUAAAAAAUAUUUGAAGAGCAGCGACAUUGGCGAAUUCGACAACCAUCCGAGCAGUCAACAGAGUAUCUACACUUCCAAUUCUCCAACUGACAACCGUUCCUCGAUGAACAGUAGCGACAUUGGUAAUCGUCAGACCACUGGUUGGAUCAAUACGGUACCAAUGUCAACAACAACGCUCAGCAGCGGAGCGGGAAGUAUAGCGGGCAAGCGUUCGAACCGCAGCGUCAAACCGCUCAUCAAGCCGCAGGACACGUUCGUCAAGGACUACGUCAGGAAGAGGAAUUUGAUUUUAGAAUUGAUGGCGGUGGAGAUCGAGCUGCUGGUGACGUGGCACAACCCGCACGCGCGGCCCGAGCUGGCGGGGGCGGGCGAGGACAACAUCGCCACGUGGCGCUCCAAGCCCAACACCGAGCGCACGUGGCGCGACUGCGCCAAGCACGCCUGGGACGUCAGCCCCGCGCUCGCCGUCUUCAUGCCGGAGAGGUUAAAAAAUGAAGCAAUAAUAAAAGAAAUCAGAAAGAAGGUACAGGCGCAGCCGACUGCAGUGUGCCACAUCCCGCAGGCGCUCAAGUAUUUAGUCACUACUGAGACGCUGCUCAACGACGCGCAUGAGCUAGUGCACAUCUUAACGUGGGCACGCGUAAGUCCAGUGGAGGCGUUAUCGUACUUCAGCCGGCAGUACCCGCCUCACCCGCUGUCCGCCCAGGCGGCUGUCACCACUUUGACUUCCUACCCUUCAUCCGCCGUGCUGCUUUACAUUCCACAGCUGGUUCAGGCUUUGCGUCACGAUACGAUGGGUUAUGUAUCAGAGUUGAUAAAAUCCUUAGCGAAGAAGUCACAGGUGGUCGCUCACCAGCUGAUAUGGAACAUGCACACCAACAUGUACACGGAUGAGGAAAUGCAUCAUAAGGAUCCUGUAUUAUACGAUAUACUCGAAAGCUUAACGAAGAGUAUUGUAGACUCGCUCUCUGGUCCAGCAAAAGCUUUCUAUGAGAGGGAGUUUGAUUUCUUCAGUCAAAUAACAAACAUCAGCGGAAUUAUCCGACCGUACCCGAAGGGACCCGAACGCAAGCGAGCUUGUUUGGAUGCGCUUAAAAAUGUUAAAGUGCAACCGGGAUGUUAUCUGCCAUCGAAUCCAGAUUCAAUGGUUAUAGACAUCGAUUACAAAAGCGGUACGCCUAUGCAGAGUGCGGCCAAAGCCCCCUACUUGGCCAGAUUCAGGGUACGAAAAUACGGCAUAGCUGAGAUGGAAGCCGUAGCCAUGGCUAUAGCUUCUGGAGAAGAUCCACCAACUGAAGAAGGUAAGGACCGAUACAUGUCGAUGGCGGCGGAGACGUGGCAGGCGGCCAUCUUUAAAGUGGGCGACGACGUGCGGCAGGAUAUGCUUGCGCUGCAGGUUAUAUCGCUGUUCAAGAAUAUCUUCCAGCAGGUCGGCCUCGACCUCUACCUGUUCCCGUACAAAGUCGUCGCCACUGCGCCUGGGUGUGGAGUUAUAGAAUGCGUUCCGAAUGCAAAGUCACGCGACCAAUUGGGCAGACAGACUGACAUCGGAAUGUACGAGUAUUUCAUCAAGAAGUAUGGCGAUGAGACGACUAGGGAAUUUCAGGCUGCGCGAAGAUGUUUCGUGACCUCAAUGGCGGCGUACAGCGUCGUUGGGUUCCUUCUGCAGAUAAAGGACAGGCACAACGGGAAUAUUAUGCUUGAUACGGACGGACACAUUAUACAUAUCGAUUUUGGUUUUAUGUUCGAGUCCUCGCCUGGUGGUAACUUAGGUUUUGAACCAGACAUCAAGUUGACUGACGAGAUGGUGAUGGUGAUGGGUGGUAAAAUGGAGGCGCCGCCUUUCCGCUGGUUCUGCGAGUUAUGUGUACAAGCCUUUUUAGCUGUUAGACCGUACCAAGAAGCAAUUAUCUCCAUGGUGUCGCUUAUGUUGGACACCGGCUUGCCAUGCUUCCGAGGUCAGACAAUUCGUCUCCUUCGCUCUCGUUUCGCGCCUAACUCGACGGAGAAGGAAGCAGCAGCGUACAUGCUCUCAGUCAUACGGAACUCUUUCCUAAACUUUAGAACUAGGACUUAUGAUAUGAUACAAUACUAUCAAAACCAAAUACCGUAUUAA